Messenger RNA from Knipowitschia caucasica, 600 nucleotides. Lineage: Eukaryota; Metazoa; Chordata; Actinopteri; Gobiiformes; Gobiidae. The record is from the annotation of a GenBank genome assembly.
AUGAGCCCUGCCCCUUUGGGUUUGCGUUGGAACGAAGUGUGUCCUGUACCUUCUUUCGGGCCAAGUGAGUGGUUUGUAGCGCCCCCUUCAACGGUCCCUCACAAGUGCUGCCCCGUUCCCACCGCACACUCUAACAGCGGUCCUCUCCCGGAACCGGUCCCGGAAGCCCCAGCCAACGCCGGUUCCACGGGGGGGGGAAGCCCAACAGGGAGUGCGCGCUGGCGAGCGGGUGCACAAAAGCAGAUCACAGACCAGAAGAGCAUAGACCAGAAGAGCAGAGACCAGAAGAGGAGAGACCAGAAGAGCAGAGACCAGAAGAGCAGAGACCAGAAGAGCAUAGACCAGAAGAGCAGAGACCAGAAGAGCAGAGACCAGAAUAGCAUAGACCAGAAGAGCAGAGACCAGAAGAGGAGAGACCAGAAGAGCAGAGACCAGAAGAGCAGAUACCAGAAGAGCAGAGACCAGAAGAGCAGAUACCAGAAGAGCAGAGACCAGAAGAGCAGAUACCAGAAGAGCAGAGACCAGAAGAGCGGAAACCAGAAGAGCAGAGACAUGAUCACGCAGGUGUCCCCCGGACAACGUGGGCACAGCAUGGGCUGA